Messenger RNA from Carcharodon carcharias (great white shark), 1888 nucleotides. Its product is annotated as free fatty acid receptor 4-like. The record is from RefSeq and is a predicted model, not a curated record. NCBI's taxonomy places the organism in Eukaryota, Metazoa, Chordata, Chondrichthyes, Lamniformes, Lamnidae. Gene Ontology annotation, molecular function: G protein-coupled receptor activity. The transcript is spliced from 3 exons. Gene Ontology annotation, biological process: G protein-coupled receptor signaling pathway. The coding region runs from base 341 to 1423 and encodes 360 amino acids. Gene Ontology annotation, cellular component: membrane.
AUGAAUAUGAUGAAUAGAUUUACUCACUGUUUGUCAAGUUAAUUUAUGAUUAUUUCAACUUUUACUUCCUCAUUGGGCAAUAGCAUGAAGACAAUAUCCUAAGAACUAGCAUAUGAAAUAUUAUCCAUUAAAAAAACUCUUGGGAAUCAUGCUCAUGAUAUUUUAACCUGCAGUGUUGGUAGAUUAUCAGUUGAAACUGUCCGGAUUCCAAUCGAAGGCGCAGCUCUUCUGAUCUUAAUUCAGAACGGACCUGAAGAACUUUGUCACUUCCGAGGCAAUACUUGCUGGUUUCACUUCUAGAAUUGAGUACAGGUAUAACGCUGUGCAUAGCAAGCCAAAGAUGGGAUUUCGUUUCUUUAAUGCACCCAGAAGCUAUGCGGUGAACGGGUCCUUUUUCACGUACUUUUCUGAAUUCAGGUACUCCGGCCAAAUGCUCACCGUCAGCAUCGAGACAGCCGUCCUUGUGUUGGUUUUCCUGAUCUCCUUGCUGACCAAUGCAUGCAUGAUUGCGCUCAUUAUAAAGGGCAAGAAACUCGUCAAUUUUCAGUGCUUUGUGCUGAAUCUCUUCUCGGCAGACAUUGUGUUCGUGGGGGUCAUUCCAGUCAUUAUCACCAUUCGCUGGACUGAAUCAUGGACUCUUGGAGCCUUUACGUGUCACGCUCUUGUCUAUGUUAUGGGCACGAGUGGCGGUGUGACCAUUAUCACUUUAGCUGCCAUUAGCAUCGAGCGGUCUAUCUCCAUUCACCAAAUGCGCCUAAGAGCUCCACUGCAUUGGAAGUCGGUGAUAGCAGUUGUGUUGACCAUUUGGCUGUUCUCCGCUCUUACAUCUCUGCCCCUCUGCAUGUAUUUUCAGGUGAUCACCAUUCAUGUUAAAGACCAGGAGUAUCAGAUUUGCACGCUGGUGUGGCCAAAUACUGUGCAAGAGAUCAUCUGGGAUGUGUCCUAUGGCCUGCUGAUCUUCACCAUUCCAGGAUUGAUCAUUGUCAUCAAUUACACAAAGAUAUUAAAGAUUACCAAAGCCGCCAGCAAAAGAUUGCAGGCCAGCAGGACGUGUUCAGCUGACCAACAACAAAUUCGAGUUUCCAAACAGGAAUAUUGGCUCUUCCGGACUCUCCUGAUACUCAUGAUAUCUUUCUUUAUCAUGUGGACACCCAUUUAUCUAAUUAUCUUCUUGAUUCUAGCACAGAACUUUAAAAAGGUCUUGUUCCUCACCCCCACCUUGUUUUUCUGGGUCUGUACCUUUACACUCACCAACUCAGCUCUGAAUCCUAUUUUAUAUGGUGCCACUCAAUUUCGGGGCGAAUGGCGACAUGUGCUUUGUUUCUUCCAUUUUAAGAGCAGUGGCAAAACAGCUAUGGAACUUACACGUACAAGUGUCAGAGUGCAAGAGUCACAGGCAGCACCUUCUGUUAUUUGUGGCUAAAUUUUCAACAAGGGAAAUAUAGAAAAGGAACUUCAUGGAGUAAAUUUAUGACUGGAUCAAGGGAUUCUGAUUACGUAUUUAGGUGGGAGAACCAGGUGCAGUAUAAUAGUCACAUGGACCCCAAAGGCACAAAUUGUUGUGUGUAUUGUGUUUGGUGCUUUAAGUUUUUCUUUACUCUUGUUAAAUCUGUACGGCACUAAGUUCUUUGUGACACUUUUGCUGCAGGAUUAAUACAAAUUAAUUAAUGGCAGAUCUGACAACUCCCUACACAACUUAUAUGGGAAGCUAGGAUUGCAAGAUGAAAAAAGAUGAUGUGGUUUCCCUUCUACCAUCCUGAUAUCACAUUCUGUGACAAUGUAAAAAAAUGAAACAAUUCUUUUACUAAACAUUUGUCUUCCUUCUAUAGUUGGCCAGACCCACAAAAUUGAUUCAACAAUUAAAACUGUAAGAAGAUUUAUACACAAA